AUGAAAAUAGUUUCUGUUGCUUGUUUGUUACUAGUGUUAUGUCAGUCUUUAGACAACAUAAAUGCUCGCCCUCAUAGACCUUGGUGGUUAAAUCCACUUUGGUUCUUCCCUACACCGUCACCACCAGUAAAUCGACCCGCCAUUCCUCCUGCAAAUCCACCUGCAAAUCCUCCUGCAAAUCCACCCGCAAAUCCACCCGCAAAUCCACCAGCAAAUCCACCUGCAAAUCCACCCGCAAAUCCACCAGCAAAUCCUCCUGCAAAUCCACCAGCAAAUCCACCAGCAAAUCCACCAGCAAAUCCUCCUGCAAAUCCACCAGCAAAUCCUCCUGCAAAUCCACCAGCAAAUCCUCCUGCAAAUCCACCAGCAAAUCCACCUGCAAAUCCUCCUGCAAAUCCACCCGCAAAUCCACCAGCAAAUCCUCCUGCAAAUCCACCAGCAAAUCCACCUGCAAAUCCACCAGCAAAUCCACCAGCAAAUCCACCAGCAAAUCCUCCUGCAAAUCCUCCUGCAGAUCCACCAGCAAAUCCACCUCAAAUCCACCACAAAUCCGCCUGA
This is a messenger RNA of Bradysia coprophila, 558 nucleotides long. Its product is annotated as circumsporozoite protein-like. NCBI's taxonomy places the organism in Eukaryota, Metazoa, Arthropoda, Insecta, Diptera, Sciaridae. The record is from RefSeq and is a predicted model, not a curated record.